This is a messenger RNA of Acromyrmex echinatior (Panamanian leafcutter ant), 1452 nucleotides long. It is a transcript of the gene Arpc4, whose product is annotated as Actin-related protein 2/3 complex, subunit 4. Lineage: Eukaryota; Metazoa; Arthropoda; Insecta; Hymenoptera; Formicidae. Gene Ontology annotation, molecular function: actin filament binding. Gene Ontology annotation, cellular component: Arp2/3 protein complex; actin cytoskeleton. Gene Ontology annotation, biological process: actin filament polymerization; Arp2/3 complex-mediated actin nucleation. The record is from RefSeq and is a predicted model, not a curated record.
CUUUUUUCGCUAAAAAGAACAGACCAUUGACUCGAUGUCCAUCGAGUCAGCAAAUCGAAUAAUAUACUAAAGAGAUCGAAAGAAAUUGCUGUGGUUUUGAAAAAGAUUGCAUUACUAAUUCAAUUUAGAUAGAGCAAGUUCAUUGAAUUUGUCCACUUGUAAACCGGAAUAGUGAGCCAAAGAGUGUUCGCUAAUUUAAUGUGUUAUUUCCGUAUCAAAUAGAACAAUAUAAAGUUUUCCAGGCUUCUGAAAGUUGAUUAGUUAAUGCGAAUGUCAUAUUGUAACCUGUAAAUUAACUUUCGCAAGUAUGUCGGGUACAUUAAAGCCCUAUUUGACAGCAGUCAGGCGUACACUUACUGCCGCCAUGUGCCUGGAGAACUUCUCCUCUCAAAUCGUAGAAAAACAUAACAAGCCCGAAGUAGAAGUAAGGGCAAGCAAAGAACUGCUUUUAACACCCAUCUUGAUAAGUAGAAAUGACAAGGAGAAAGUCUUGAUCGAAUCCAGUAUAAAUAGUAUGAGAAUAAGUAUUGCCGUGAAACAAGCUGAUGAUCUAGAAAAGAUUCUUUGUCACAAUUUUACAAGAUUCAUGACAAUGAGGGCUGAACAUUUUAUGAUUCUCAGAAGAAAACCAGUAGAAGGUUACGAUAUUAGUUUUUUAAUUACUAAUAUUCAUGUAGAACAAAUGUACAAACACAAAAUAGUAGAUUUUGUUAUUCAUUUUAUGGAAGAAAUUGAUAGAGAAAUAAGUGAAAUGAAAUUAUCAGUUAAUGCUAGAGCACGUAUAUGUGCAGAGGAAUUCCUAAAAAGAUUUUAAUUCAUUUAUUAUCGACUUUCCAAAGUAUCUAUUGGAAAGAAUAAUAAAGGAUAUACAGCGAUAGUAGUCCAACUGGGUCAUACAACUUUUAAUAACAAAAUUGAGAAAGAUUUUUUUAAAAGUAUUUAGUGAUGUGUCCUUAUCCACAUGUCACUUAGAUUAUUCUAUAUUAAAUGAAUUGAUAUAUAAAUUAUUAAUGUUAAUUUUCUCUAAAUAUUGUUACAUAGAAAUACAAGCAAUAUUAAAAGUGAAAACUUUGCUAUUUAAUCUUUUAUCAGGAUUGCUUUUAGAUAUUUGUUUAACGAAGCUUAUGUAGCUCAAACUAAUUAUUUACAUUUAAAUUGAUACAUUUGAAUUGUCAAAGAAACAGAGCGAGUUUUUUAAUUCAUUGAUUGAACAAUUGUAUUGUGCGCAAACAUAAGUUUGUUCCGUCAAAAGCUGCAUUUGUGUAUAAUGCGAUUAAUCAAUUGACAAGUUAAAAAAUGCCUGUCAUGAUGCAAGUAGAUAAGAUAAAUGCUCGUAACUAAACAGCAACAUUCUUUAGGUUGCCUCCUCAUAUUUUCUCGAAAUGCAUGUGUAGAAAACGAAAAAUUGAAAUUUGAUUUGAAAAUAAAAUAAAAUUUGAUUUUAAAAAAUAA